AAGAGACCGAACCCAAGAAAUGUGAAAAAUCAAGAAAAGAUAAAAAGGCUAGAAUAUGCAAUUGAUUGGUAAGAAUUCAUUUAGACUAGAGAGAACUUUAUAAUAAUGCAUGUGGUGUAGCUUAAAGAGAGAGGAAGAAGAGUGGCGAAGAGCUACUAGGAAAUUGUACGAAUACCAUGCAAGAACUGUAGAUCAAAGUUCAAUAGACCUAACCAGUCAAUUCGACUCUGAGGGUGAUUAUUUAAAAGAAUUAGAGCAUUCACCUGCAAUUGUUGAAGAAGCGUUAAGACCUAUAGAAGUGCCACGUAUAAAUAAUGAUCUUGGAAAUAUUGGGUAUCAAAUCUGUCAUGCUCGACAAAUGCUACAUACGGCAGAUGUGUUUCAAAUGCGAGCCAAAGAAUCUCUUGAACGAGUCCAUCAUAUUGUUGGACAGAAGCUAAUUGCUACGACAAGUCGAAUAGCAUACGAAGAUUAUGAAGAAAAUACUAUACCAAGAUGCUUUGAAGACCCUGAAGAAAAGAUCAAGGAGAUUCGGAAUAAAGUUGGACAUAAACUGCUAUUAGCAUUAGUGAGCCAAAAACGAAAAGAAGUGAAGGAAAAUAAGCAGAACGACCUGAGUUAUGGUGAACAAAUGGAUGAAAGUUGGUCAUAAGAAAACAUAUGGCUUGUCUCAUGCAUUCCGCUUGAUCUACGUAUACCCAAAUAAAAAGAACUGUACUUUUGUUUACCUAACAAACUGGACGCUCUCUCUCUGUCCUGAGCCUUUUUUUCCGCUGAACAUAGCAAUAGCAAAAUAUUCAGAACGAUUAUCGAAUCAUCAGACGCUGUCACACUUGUAGCAAACCCAUCUCUCACUUUGAUAAUACUU
This is a messenger RNA of Rhizopus microsporus ATCC 52813, 868 nucleotides long. RefSeq lists its product as uncharacterized. NCBI's taxonomy places the organism in Eukaryota, Fungi, Mucoromycota, Mucoromycetes, Mucorales, Rhizopodaceae. The record is from RefSeq and is a predicted model, not a curated record. The coding region runs from base 110 to 652 and encodes 180 amino acids. The transcript has a single exon.